Molecule: messenger RNA, 1262 nt
Organism: Carya illinoinensis
Lineage: Eukaryota; Viridiplantae; Streptophyta; Magnoliopsida; Fagales; Juglandaceae
Product: cysteine-rich repeat secretory protein 55
Exons: 1
Coding region: 14-811 (265 amino acids)
Source: RefSeq, a predicted model, not a curated record
GAAAUGAAGUUUCAUGCAUGAGAGCUACAUAAGGAGAAGUAUGAGUUUGAUAUACAAGAUUCUUCUCUUACUAGCUCUAUGCUUUUGCUAUGCAGAUGCUGCAGAUCCUUUAGGAAAUUUCUGCAAUCUAAAUACAAAUAUUAGUCGUGUUAGCCAGAUAUCGGUAAAUAUUGAUCGCUUGCUAGCUGAAUUGGUUUCUAAAACCUCCUCCAAUGGUUAUGUUGCUACUUCCUUCGGUAGAGGGAACGACCAAGUUUUUGGCCUGGCUCAAUGCAGAGGAGAUGUGAGCAGCACAGACUGCUCAAGUUGCAUCCAAGAUGCAGCAAAACUGAUACGCCAACGCUGUCCGAACCAAGCUGACUCAAGAAUUUGGUACGACUACUGCUUUCUGCGUUACAACAACAAGAGCUUCGCUGGAGAAGUUGAUACUUCUGUUGGUAUAUUCUACUUCAAUGUAGAUACUGUAACAGAUCCUGAAAACUUCAAUAAACAACUAGGAGCACUGAUGGAUGAAAUUAGAGCACGAGCUAUUGAGCCUAAGAAUGAAGGUCUUGGGAAAGGUGACACCAAAUUGUCAUCUUUGGUGACACUUUAUGCAUUGGUGCAGUGCACAAGGGACCUAUCUCAGAUAGAUUGUGCUCAGUGUUUGGCCAUUGCGGUUGGAAAUUUCGAAACCAUUUGCAGUAACCGGAAGGGAUGCCGAGUUCUAUACAGUAGUUGUUAUGUCCGAUACGAGCUCUAUCCAUUUUUCUAUCCACUUGACUCGAACAGUACUGUGGCUAAUAAUGUAAGGGCCAUAGUUUAUCCAUAAAUAUUGUAAGCCUGUAGGGGGCACUAUCUAAGAAAUUUUAAAUGUUUUAGUCAAUAUUUUCCUGCUAAGAAAUAUGAAACUGCUUUGAAUCUGUUACGGGCACAAGAGAUCGAAGGGAAGGCUCUCCUAGGGCUCAAUGGUAUCGAAGAGAAGUUUGGAGCUUAGAGGAAGAAAGGGAUAAGUGAAGAAGGGAAGAACGUGUGCUGUGGGCUUGUGGGUUGUGAGGCUUGUGGAUGGGCUUGUGGGUCGGUCCAGAUGGUAGACGUAUUUCAUUUUCAAGUACAGUAGUUGUGUUCGUUUGUCUCUUUUCUAUUGGCUGUUGUUUAGAGUAGGUGUUAUCACUGGGUAGAAUAUAAUUGAUGUAAGUUUGUUACUAAGAUCCUUGUAUGGAGCAGUAAGUGAUGUACAUCUUCGUAUGCAUGAUAUCAAGAAUCUUCUGAAUAUUCUCUUA